Molecule: messenger RNA, 666 nt
Organism: Thecamonas trahens ATCC 50062
Lineage: Eukaryota; Apusomonadida; Apusomonadidae
Product: isochorismatase-family hydrolase
Exons: 1
Coding region: 1-627 (208 amino acids)
Source: RefSeq, a predicted model, not a curated record
AUGGCAUCGCCCUUCUCCACCACCGCCUCGGCCUCGUCCGCAGCGCUCAUCCUCUGCGACUUCCAGGCUGGCAUCAUCGGCUCGGUUCUCGGCGAGGGCGAGCACGAAGCCGUGGCCAACGGGGCUAAGCUGCUGGCCAAGGCCCGCGCCGUCGGCAUGCCGGUCUUCUACGUCGUCGUCCGCUUCCGCGAGGGCCACCCGGAAGUCGCCGCCUCCAACAAGAUGUUCUCUGGCCUCGCCGCGCCCAAGGCCGACGGCUCGCCCAACACCUUCCUUGUCGAGUCGGACCCGUCGGCGGGCAUUGUCGACGCCGUCGCCCCGCUCCCAUCCGAGCCCGUUGUCGUCAAGCGCCGCGUCGGCGCCUUCUCCACCACAGACUUGCGGACCCUGCUCUCUGCAGCCGGCGUCGACUCGCUUGUCCUAGCCGGCUUCUCCACCUCGGGCGUCAUUCUCUCCACCGUCCGCGCUGCCGCCGACAUGGACUAUCGCAUCGUCGUCGCUGCCGACGCCUGCGGCGACCGCUCCGACACCGUCCACUCGGUCCUCUGUGACUCGGUCUUUGCACGUCAGGCCGACGUCGGCGUCACCGACGACGUCAUCGCCUGGAUGGACUCGCGCGCCGAGUAAUCGUUCGUUUACACCACAGAAACACACGUACCAAAGCCC